CUUCACAAAACACAUGUUCGGUGUACUGCUAAGCUCAUAGCAUCAGUCAUAUUUCGAGCUAUCGAUCUUCAUGUUUGCGUGAACAAGGAAUUCCAGCAUGGACUCUGCAUAAUAUUGUGCCGUCAGGGGAAAAAAGGAAACGCUUUCCUGGCGCUCAACCUUUAUAAUAAGUCAAUUGAGUAGCUAGUGGUUGAAAGCUAAGCUAGGCUUUUCAAGACAUCCAUAGUUGCAGCAUCUCAAAACAGCUGAUAGCUAGCCCAGUUACUGAAAGGAAAAAAACAGUUACGCCAGGUUGCCUUUCAAAAUGGCUGACGAUGAUUUAGGUAGAAAAUUUCUUAACGACGAAGAAGAAGAAGAAGCAGUAGACUCAACAGGAGAGACGCUGAUCCUUCAAAACAUUAAGAAGAAGAAAGAAGAACGAAGUAAAAAACUGAAUAGUAUUUAUAUGUCCUACGACAAACUCCAAGUUGACGAGAAGCUAUUCCAAAAUGGUGAUGUUCAUCAAGCUAAUCAGGAAGAUGAAGUUGAGGGCGAAGUGGUAAAGACGAAAAAACCUCAGAGGUUGAAUGAGGCAGUUAUGUCAUUGGAUUAUAUGAACGUAUCAAAGUUGCUUGCUCAAAAUAUAGAUAUUAAUUUUCCCAAUAGAUUUGGGCGCGGUCCUUUACACAAUGCAAUACUAAAGGGAGAUUUGAGAAUGGUCAAAAUGAUCCUCGAUGCAGGUGCUGAUGUCACUCUUAAGGACGAUAGAGGUGAUACCCCUCUACACUAUGCAGUAAGAGCUGACAGUGAACAAAUAACAAAGCUAUUAUUGGAACACUCUGAAUGUGAUGUUAAUGCCGAAGGAAGCUCUAUGGCAACACCACUUCAUCUCGCAGCAAGUCUAAACAAUGCAAAACUUUGCAAGCUACUUUUGGAACACAUGGCAAGAAUGGAACUGAGAGAAGAGUUCGGAAGGACAGCUCUUGGCAAAGCAAUGGAGAGUGGGGCUACGAAAGCGGUCAAAUUUCUCUUUGAAUUUAUCAAAAACAAUGAACUUGGAAUGGAAAACUACUUGUAUAAUGCUGACAAAGAAGGGAGCACUUUGUUGCAUUUAGCAGUGGACAGCGGCUUUGUGAAGGUCGUUGACCUUUGCUUGAAGUAUGGAGCAAGAAUAAGACAACCAAAGAGUCAGGGUCGUUCAACAGCUUUCCACUUGGCAUGCGAGCAAGGCUCAGUAGAAAUUGUCAAACGUCUGCUUCAAGAAGACCCUAGUGUUGCUAAGAUACUAUUGAUUGAUGCUUGUGGCUCUACACCAUUACACAAUGCCGCCAAGAACAACAGCUCCGCCAUACUUGAGCUGCUUAUUGAGCAUGGUGCUAAUGUCAAUGCUAAAGACGACAACAACGUUACCCCCCUCAUGUUGGCCGCGAGUUUUGGAGCAACCGAUUCUAUUCGACUCUUGAUGGAAAAAGGUACGGAUCCAACGAUCAAGGAUAUUGACGGACGAACUGCGCUAUUCAAUGCUGUGAGGCAUUCGAAUGCUAUGGAAGUCUUGCUAACGAAUCAACAAAUGAUUCCACUGCUGAUAGAGAAAGACGCUACAGGAUAUGCUCCUCCUCACUAUGCUGCAAAACAUGGGGAUAUCAAGACAAUGCAACUCUUUCUAUCCCACAACAAAGCAAUCGCUAGUGUGACGUCAGACUCCUUGGCCACGCCCCUACACGUGGCUUCAAGACAUGGCUGGGACGCAGUCGUUAGCAUUUUACUUGAAAAACAAGGCAGUAAAAUUGUCAAUCUCCAAGACAAUCGAGGUAGGACAGCCUUACAUUAUGCCGCUAGCGGAGGGCAUCACAGAGCAGUUGUAGUUCUCCUACAAUACGGUGCAACUAUAGAAAGGGAUCAGAAUAACAGAACAGCUCUUCAUGAAGCAGCAAGAAAAGGCUCCAGAAAAUCAGUCGAGAUGAUUGUCGAGAAAAGAUCUCAUUGUAUUAACUAUAUGGAUGAUGACAGGAAUACAGCUCUUCACUUGGCAGCCGUCUACCAACACUCUCAUCUCGUCAAACUACUACUUGCGAAUGAACACCAAGAAAUUCUUCUCAAUUCAUCGAACCAGAAUAUCUUGGACAUAGUAUUAGAGAGAAACAGCACUGAGGUGGUGGAAACUAUAGUGGAAGAUCCAAGAUGGCGAGAGGUGUUGAAGUCUUGUAGCAGUGGUGUUUCUAAGCAGAUGAUAAAAUUAAUCGAAAAAAUGCCACACGUAGCAGAGCGUUUAUUGGAUCACUGUAUGCAACCUGAGGGAGAUCGCUUUAGUAAGGAUUACAAGAUCAAAUAUGAUCUCAGCUUGAUAUUGUGCAAGGAGAAUGCAAAGGAAAAAGCAGGAUCUCUUAAGAUCUUAAAGACAAUGGCGGAAUAUCGACGCGACAGAUGCCUUGCUCAUCCGCUAUGUUUCAUCGUACUUAGCACGAAAUGGAAGAGAUUUGGUUGCACCGUUUUUCUACUAAACCUCUUUUUCUUCCUGGCAUCGAUUUUACCACUGACCGUGAUGCAUGUCUUUCUCGAAGACCACGACGAGAUAUAUUGCGAAGAUCGCAUAAUAAACCGAACAUCGAGUGGGGAAAUCUUAUACGAUGAACAAAUUAAAAGUUGUCUCUUUAACCAUGCGCCGAUUCAGAUUCUUCAUUACUUCAUUAUACUCAUGCUUUCAAUCCAAGUCCUGAAAGAGGUCAUUCAGUGUUAUUAUCAGCGCAUGCGCUACUUCACCUCUGUCAGCAGCUGGAUCGACAUCAUCGGGCUCGGAGCAGCCUUAUUCUCUGUUGUACCACCGUGUGCAUGUAAAUGGGGAAUACAAAAACAAGCUGCUUCUGUCGCAAUUUUUCUGAGCUGGAUCAAUCUCAUCAUGUACUUUCGAAGGCUUCCCUUCUACGGUAAAUACGUCAUCAUGCUGUACCGUAUGUUCAUUACACUACUCAAGGUCUUGGUUCUAUUCGCUUUUUUUAUCGUGGCUUUUGGAGCAACUUUUCAUCUCAUUAUUGAUCAGGAGCCCUUCACGUCUCUCCCUAACACCCUGAUGAAUAUAUUCAUAAUGACGCUGGGCGAGAUCAACUAUGUAGACGUCUUUAUGCCAUGGAGCAAGCUGUUCUACCCUCGAUUAGUCAACACUCUUUUGAUUCUCUUUUGCCUGACAAUGCCCAUCAUUCUCAUGAACAUGUUGGUUGGUUUGGCUGUAGGAGAUAUUGACAAAAUCGAACGGAAUGCUCUGAUUGACCGAUACAUCAUGCAAGUGGAAUUGCUGAUCGAUAUCGAGGCAGCUUUGCCAUCUUGUCUCCUCAGACGCGUCCAUUUUAGUCACGUGACAGACUAUCCUAACAAAGAGCCUUCUUUGUUUUCCAAGGUCUACAACAGUCUCAUAGGCUUUGGUCUCGGCAACGAAGAAGGUGAAGCGGACGAAAGAGACGCACGAAUACCGGAGAUGACACAACUAACCGAGAAACUGGAGGAACAGGCUUCAGAAAUCGAGCACCUUCAGAAAACAAUGGAGACGAUACUACAGCUUGUACGCGAACAAACAGACAUUCUUUCAAAGCCCAAAAAGAUCGAAGCUCCACUAGAAGAUCCAAAAGCAUCGCUUCUCGGUAAACCCCUAGAUGUCUUUGGUAGUUUAGCUUCAACGGCCAUCUCAUUUGGGACCAAGAAAACGGAAGAGGAAAAGACGCAGGACAAAACAUCAUCUAUUACUUAAGACUUGGAUUCAUAAAACGGACGUGAAAGAAACGUAUUGCGCAUGCUCCCUAGUUUGUAUGCAAAUUAGUUCAAAAAUGUAAAGAUUUGCAUCAUUUUGUUGCGUCCUAGUUUGUUAAAACAUCGAGGGAACAAAAAGGCAAAGCUUCGACAAGGAACUGACUGAUUUGUCAGUUCUGGAAACUUUAUUAGUUAUUUUGUAUCGUUGUUAGUAUAAUAUCUUGGUUCUUUAAAAAUAUAUUGCCAAGUGCACGCAUGCGCAAUAGGUUUUUCUCUGGUGACUUAUCAAACUAGGCGGCAACUCCAGCCUCGGCUAGGAACUAUUAUUCGUGGUC
Messenger RNA from Actinia tenebrosa (Australian red waratah sea anemone), 4052 nucleotides. Its product is annotated as transient receptor potential cation channel subfamily A member 1-like. NCBI's taxonomy places the organism in Eukaryota, Metazoa, Cnidaria, Anthozoa, Actiniaria, Actiniidae. Gene Ontology annotation, biological process: monoatomic ion transmembrane transport. The record is from RefSeq and is a predicted model, not a curated record. Gene Ontology annotation, cellular component: membrane; transmembrane transporter complex. Gene Ontology annotation, molecular function: protein binding; monoatomic ion channel activity.